This is a messenger RNA of Strongylocentrotus purpuratus (purple sea urchin), 2076 nucleotides long. Its product is annotated as glucoside xylosyltransferase 1. The coding region runs from base 111 to 1871 and encodes 586 amino acids. The record is from RefSeq and is a predicted model, not a curated record. The transcript is spliced from 9 exons. Lineage: Eukaryota; Metazoa; Echinodermata; Echinoidea; Camarodonta; Strongylocentrotidae. Gene Ontology annotation, biological process: protein O-linked glycosylation via N-acetylgalactosamine. Gene Ontology annotation, molecular function: UDP-xylosyltransferase activity.
UGGUAUUAAACAGCAAACAGCUCUGUUCACCGAUCCGUAGGACCGUGUUUGUUAUUCAGAUAUUCUUGAAGUCAUUUUGGGAUUUUGAAGUAGCUGGCAAAAACAUUCCAAUGCUUUUGCAUCAAUUCGCACUCUUCACGCCAUUCUUCUACGUGAUUUUUGGCGAAAUUUUACCUUCUCGAUCAGGGAAAAUGAGGCUGAAAUUAAAGACGCUGACUGUAUUAUGUGUGUGCGUGGGCUUAAUAGCACUUUGUGGCUAUGUCUACCGGGGAAUUAGCGGGGAAGAAGAUUAUGAUGGUCGGCUAGCUGCUCAAGGUGCUUUCGAUGACUCGAUACUACACGUGAAAGUACCGGGCCAGGUACGGCGGAAACAAGGUCCAAAGAGGGAGCGAUUGCAAAAUAUUCUUGAAGAAGAAAUUGUGGGUAAUCUCAUGAAACAGGUAGGAAAAGAAUAUAAACAUGUUGUGGAGGAAAAGGUGCACAGAGUUAACCCGCCAGCAAGAAAGGCGAGAAAGGAUUUCCCCGAUCCAAUCAGCUUGAAGCCGCAGCUACCUAAGCCAGCUGACGCAGGAAGGCAAAACCUCCCCAAUGAAGCCCCCCUGAAGCCUCCAGUGGAUGCCCCUCGACCACAAGCACCACAGCGCCCCGCCCAGCCCCCCGCCCAACACGCCGCCCAGCCCCCUGCCCAGCCCCCUGGUAAUAAUAAGCCCCGCCCACAAGCCAUCAAUCAGCCAGCUCCCCAACCCCCUCAGCUCGACACACAGGACAUUAAUCAAGCACGACUUGAUGCAGCAAAACAAAAACAGUUGGAAGAGAGAAUUAAACUGGAGCAAUCCCAGCAUGCAGCUCAACAUAAACAGGAAGUUAACAUGGCAGGUGAUUCUGGGAAGCCGCCAGGAUCAGACUCUGUGAUUAAUCUAUCGGUGGUAUGCUGCGGAGAUAGAACCAACGAGACGCUCGUCAUGUUGAAAACUGCGACCAUCCUCACUCAACAAUUGAUGCAUUUUCACAUCUUUGCUGAAGACGAAUUACAGGCUGGUAUAGCUCAAGGGCUGAACGCGUGGCCCUCCGUUUACCGGCGUAAAUUUGCUUUCAGUCUUCACCCGAUAUCGUUCCCGCCCGGAGAAGAUCCAGCGAAAUGGAAGAAAGUCUUUAAGACGUGCGCUACCCAACGGCUCUUCCUCCCUGAUCUCCUACCGAAUGUAGAUUCCCUGCUGUAUGUCGACACGGAUAUCUUGUUCAUCCGCCCAGUAGAGGAGAUUUAUAGUUUCUUCAAGCAAUUCAAUUCCACUCAGAUGGCGGCCCUGGCCCCUGAGCACGAGGCGAAGAACAUUGGAUGGUACAACCGUUUUGCGCGGCACCCUUACUACGGGGAGACGGGAAUGAACUCUGGCGUGAUGCUGAUGAACCUGACUCGGAUGAGGCGCUUUGGAUGGACGCAGACGAUUGUUCCUCUGUAUCAUGAAUACAAGCUCAAGAUCACUUGGGGAGAUCAGGAUCUCAUCAAUAUACUAUUCCAUGACUAUCCACAGGGACUUUUCCCCUAUGCGUGUGAGUGGAACUAUCGGCCCGACCAUUGCAUGUACUCCAACAACUGCCAUAGGACGAAUGAGCAUGGGAUAGCGGUCAUACACGGGAACAGAGGGGUUUAUCACAACAUGAAGCAGCCGGCCUUCAGAGCUAUCUAUGAGUCUUUUAGAGACUAUACUUUUGGAGCAGACCUUGAGAAGGGUUUGAUCGAGCCACUUAAGCAUCACCUAAGCGCACAUAACAUAGAGAAGAACUAUUGUGCCAAAGCAGUCUUUGAACCAGUCACUUCAACACUAAGGAAAUAUGCAGACCAGGUUAUUCCCAUCAAAGAUCCUGUAUGAUGAAGCCUACAUUGGCAGGAAGAUGUGUGACUCCAGGGAUGAAAAUGGAGUCUUUAUAACAGUCACUUCUAAAGUAAAGAGACAAUCUGAUCAAGUUAUUUCCACUAAAACUCCUGUACGAUAAAGCCUACAUGUGCAGAAAGAUGUUACUCCAGUAAUGUAAAGGUAGUCUUUAUAACAGUCACCUCUAGGCAAUGAGACAAUC